Messenger RNA from Cladophialophora bantiana CBS 173.52, 705 nucleotides. RefSeq lists its product as uncharacterized. The record is from RefSeq and is a predicted model, not a curated record. The coding region runs from base 1 to 705 and encodes 234 amino acids. The transcript has a single exon. Lineage: Eukaryota; Fungi; Ascomycota; Eurotiomycetes; Chaetothyriales; Herpotrichiellaceae.
AUGAUCACCGACAACCUUCAGGUUAACCAUUUAUUAAACGGUUCUGCACGGACCAGAUCAACCUUGACUGACCGAGAAAGGGAGAUGAUUUUAAUUCUGAGGAACGCUGCCUUCUUCGAUCGUCAGGUUCUUCAGAGAAAGAUCUUCGUGGUUGAGGAAUGGGAUUGGCGCUAUCGCGACGCACAACUACGUGACACUGCCCCGGUGGUCGCAUUGCGUGGACCGGAUCGCCUGGUUCAAUACAUUGCUGCUGCGGCCGCAGCCUUGGAUGGCAUUGACGUUGCCGACUUCAGAAGUGACGUUGAACCCAGGAGGAGAAUGCGAGACUGGCUCAUCAUCACCAAGAAAGUCCCCAGACCGUGGGAAAGCAGAAGGAGCCUUCUCCCAUCACCCGCGCCGUCCAACGUCCCCCAACCGCCACGCGAACUCUGGCAUCUCCUCGGAUCUUUCGGGGUUGGUGGUCCUAAAGCCAGGUUGAGGAAGGUGAAUCGCAAGGAAAAGAUGGCCCUCAUCUUCAUGCGAGAACUCUUACGUGUCAGGUACGAGUUGGGCCAAAAGGGCAUCCUGACACCCGAGCACUACCACACGACGCAACGGAGAACCGACCUUUGGGACUGGGCGAUCAACUGGUACGACGGCUUGCUCAGGUUUUUGCAGUUUCAGAACGGCUUGAAGAUUGAGGGAUACCUGAAUAAUCCUCUAUGA